Messenger RNA from Dissoconium aciculare CBS 342.82, 306 nucleotides. RefSeq lists its product as uncharacterized. NCBI's taxonomy places the organism in Eukaryota, Fungi, Ascomycota, Dothideomycetes, Mycosphaerellales, Dissoconiaceae. The coding region runs from base 1 to 306 and encodes 101 amino acids. The transcript is spliced from 2 exons. The record is from RefSeq and is a predicted model, not a curated record.
AUGUUCCGCCUCACCCGCCACCGCAGCACCGCGACCUUCCUCCGCCAAUCGCCCUCCUCCUCCCUGCGCAUCUCAACCCCGAUCCGGAACUACUCCGACUCCAAGCCGCAGCCCAAGAUCCUCAACGAGAAACCGCCCAAGGAGGAGGACCAACCGAAAGAGGUGCAGGAGCACAACCAAGACCUGAAGAACCGCGCCAUCCGGCCCAACGACACGGAGGAGGGAAAGAAGAGCGACGACGGGACGGACGAGAAGGUCGACAAGGGGUUCUGGAAAGGUCACGGCGGAGUCGACAAGGACGCGUAG